AUGACGUUUCCUCGGUUGGUUCUAAGGCUUGCGUGUGCUCGCCGUUCCUUGCUGGCGCCAACCUUUCCGCACUGCCAAAGUAGAGCUUCCACGGCAUUCUCCUCAGAUGCCGCCUUUUGCCGUCAAACCGCGAAGGUGUUGUAUUCUUUGGAGCGUUUCCAUCGGCAGAACAGCUCGCAGAAUGAACGGCGAAAGGUGGAGCGUCAGGCGUGGCGUGAACUGCAGAAACUUCCAGACGCGGUAGCGGACAGCGCGUCCAUUCACGACGUCACGGAUAUUGUAGCUGCCUGGUGCUACUUUUCGCGAUUCUGGGCGUUGGGGAUGCAUGGGCCAGAGGAGACGGCCGACGAAAAGCAAAAGGGGGGAGUCUUGGAGAGGAAUGAUAUUGACAUCCCACUGGUGGAGCGUCGGGCACCGAAGGCACGAUCCCCAACAGUCGACGAGGCCCCACCACCACGCGCCAACCCACUGGAUGAGGUGAUUGAGUUUUGA
This is a messenger RNA of Trypanosoma cruzi, 492 nucleotides long. RefSeq lists its product as uncharacterized. Lineage: Eukaryota; Euglenozoa; Kinetoplastea; Trypanosomatida; Trypanosomatidae. The transcript has a single exon. Bases 1 to 492 code for a protein of 163 amino acids. The record is from RefSeq and is a predicted model, not a curated record.